UCUAUCUACUAUGUAAACAACCAUGAAUCCAGCAACAGCGUCAUCCAUGUUGGCUUUAGUCUUCUCCUUGGUUAUUGUUGCAGGUGCUGAACCAUUGGAGAAAUCCUCAUUCGAUUUAUCAUUGAUAGAAGAGUUAAAAGAAGUGCUAGUGCCAGUUGUGGAAACAAAAAUAAAGUUCAGAGAUAUUGACGAUGCCUUUGGGCGACGACCACUAGGUGUUGCCCCAAAGUGUAUAUUCUGCCGGUGUUGUAAGAAAUCUGAUCCAAAUAGAUGCUUUGCGAGGAAGUGUUGUGCCCAUCUCAAAUGCAAUCUUAUCUUUUGUAAAUGGGUGCCCACUGCUUGCAAUUGUGACGAUUGCAAGACAUAGAUAUGAUUAUAUUUUACUUUAGAAGUAUUUAGAAAGAAUCUAAUAAAAAAUUUAAAACAUUCAUAGUAGAAAAAAUGAGUAUGUAAUGGAGAACCUAUCAAUUUAAAGUUAUUAGUUGUUA
This is a messenger RNA of Ipomoea nil (Japanese morning glory), 488 nucleotides long. RefSeq lists its product as uncharacterized. Bases 23 to 367 code for a protein of 114 amino acids. The transcript has 2 exons. NCBI's taxonomy places the organism in Eukaryota, Viridiplantae, Streptophyta, Magnoliopsida, Solanales, Convolvulaceae. The record is from RefSeq and is a predicted model, not a curated record.